Molecule: messenger RNA, 1152 nt
Organism: Trichoplax adhaerens
Lineage: Eukaryota; Metazoa; Placozoa; Uniplacotomia; Trichoplacea; Trichoplacidae
Exons: 2
Coding region: 1-1152 (383 amino acids)
Biological process (GO): G protein-coupled receptor signaling pathway
Cellular component (GO): membrane
Molecular function (GO): G protein-coupled receptor activity
Source: RefSeq, a predicted model, not a curated record
AUGACCAAUAGCUCAAUGCUCAAAUCUAAUUUUACUCCUGAAAAUGCGUUAGUAUUCAUGAUUUUACAGACGUUUUUCGUCUGUAUUGGAGCACCUGGUAAUGCUGCGGUAGCUUAUUACACCAUAAAAAAAAACAUGAAACUAAGUGAUAUUAUGAUACUCAUUUUGGCACUAUCCGAUGGACUUUAUUGCAUCGCUAGCUAUUGCUUUAUCUUUCCCGAUAUGCUAAAAGUCUAUCUAGGCCAGUUAGCUCAUCCGUCUAAUACUCCAAUUUGUCGCUUUGGAAUUGCUGUUCCCUUGUAUUUCGGCAUUGUCAAUAUCUAUUGCAUGACUGUAUUAGCUAUAACACGUUACCUAGCUAUCGUUAAACCUCGCUAUCUGAAAUUGAUUAAAGAGAAGAGAGGCGUUUUUGUGUUGGUAUCAUUAAACUGGCUAUUACCGUUAAUUUUUUCCUUGCCACAAGCUUUGGAUGAAUGGGGUAGUUAUACGUAUUUCCCGGAUAUUGGCGUAUGUGCGGCACUUUACUAUUAUAGCCAAGGUUCUUUGGUUGCCUCUUACUAUAUCUGCUUAAUUCUCUUUGUGGUCAUGAUUCCAACCACAUUUAUCGGAUGGAGUUAUCAUCAAAUCUACCUAGAAGUACGCCAAAGUCGUUUUCGUGUUAUGAACAGUGUUAAAAAGAAUAAAAAAAACAUCAUCAACAAGAAUGCUAAUGGAGUUAAUACUUAUAGCCAGCGGCGGCAAACUCAAGCAGCUGGAAUGUCACAAGAAAGGCGUAAUCGUGAAAUUGCCUUGGCUAAGACAUUAUGUAUUAUUGUUAUUACCUAUCAGAUCUCUUAUAUUCCUUAUAGUGUAGUCUCUCUCUACGACUACUUCGCCGAGCCGGCACUUGCCUUCGUCUUUCAAUACAACUUUUUAAUGGUAACUUACAUUGGUAAUAUUGCCAAUCCAAUUAUUUUCUUGCUCCGAAGUAAAAAGUUUAAACAUAAGGUGCUUAAAAAGAAAUCAACCAUCUCCAAAAAUGCCUCCUCAACGUCGGAAACAUUGCAGAGUGGACCACCUGUUACGCUUCAAGCUAUUACGGUAGAAAAUGUUCACUUAGCCGAUGACGAUUAUGAUUCAUCAGAUAACUAUAGUGAUGUUAGAUCGUUAUAA